AUGACAAUCACCAAUGGGGUAGGGCCGGCCGGGGUCGCGGAGCCUCGGUCCAGUGGCAUCGAGGUGGUGAUCGUGGGGCUGGGCAUCGCGGGACUGGUGGCGGCCAUCGAGUGCCAUUACAAGGGCCAUACGGUGAUCGGGCUGGAGAAGAGCCCCGAGGGCUUGACUGAGGAUACAGGGGAUAGCAUUGCUUUGGGCAGCAAUGCCACCAAGGUGCUGCGGACGUGGGAGCAAGGUAGAGUGUACCGCGAGCUCGUUGCGCAGUCUGACGAUGUGGCCGCCAUGGAGGUGCUCGACCCCGCCGGGAAGCUGUAUGCCAUGGACGUGAUGGAUGGCUACGGCGUCGGGGAGGGCAUGAUCAUCCAUCGGGGCACGCUGAUAACCGAACUGUAUCGCCAUGCCACCGCCUUGGGGAUUGACCUGCGGUUCGGGGCGGCCGUCACCGAGUACUGGGAGUCGGAGGACGGCGACCAGGCGGGCGUGACCGUGAACGGAGUGCAGACCAUCUCCGCCGACUGCGUCAUCGGCGCGGAUGGUGUGCACAGUCGGACUCGAGACUUUGUUCUUGGGUACCGCAUCCCCACGCAGGACUCUGGGAUAGCCGCGUAUCGGUCGUGCUUCCGGGCGGAACUCGUCGCAGGGGAUCCGGACGCCGCAUGGAUUUUGAAGGAAGUCGGCGAGCAGGAUCGCAUGCGGAGAUACAUCACCGACGGUGGCCUGGGGCUGACCCUGGCUACGGGGAAGCGUGGUCAGAAUGUCAUCUGGCAGGUUUGGCAUCGAAACGACGCGCAAUCGGCCGAGAAUUGGGAGAACACCACCAAGGCUCGUGUGGAUGAUGCCCUGGCCCUCUUGCAAGACUGGCCAAUCUACCCGAAGAUCGCCGCCGUCCUCCGGCAUACCCCAAGCGAGACGCUGGCGGACUAUAAGAUCAUUGCCCGGGAUCCGCUGCCACGUUGGAUCUCGAGCGGCGGACGCAUCAUGAUCCUCGGCGAUGCCGCCCACGCCAUGUCCCCCAUUGCGGGCCAGGGAGGUGGGCAGUCGAUCGAGGAUGCGGCGACGCUGGCUAUCUGUCUGGAGCUUACGGGCAAGUCGCGGGUGCGCCUGGGUCUCCAGGCCGUUCAGGCUCUCCGAUACCAGCGGACGCGCCUCAUCCAGGAGAGUGGGAAUGCCAUCUACGGGCAGAUGCGCGACCCCGACUGGGAGGCAAUCGAGAAGAACCCGGCGGUGAUCAAGUUCCCCCGGCCUGAGUGGAUCUUUGGGUAUGAUGUUCACCGGGAUGUCUACGAGGAGUUUCCGGCGGUCCAACGAGCGAUUCAAGACGGGAGCGAGUACAGACCGCGCAAUGUCCCGGAAGGCUGUGAAUAUCAGUUUGCGCAUGACUACAAAGCGAACGCAUCAGCGUAG
Aspergillus uvarum CBS 121591 is the source of this 1404-nucleotide messenger RNA. RefSeq names its product FAD-dependent oxidoreductase. Lineage: Eukaryota; Fungi; Ascomycota; Eurotiomycetes; Eurotiales; Aspergillaceae. The coding region runs from base 1 to 1404 and encodes 467 amino acids. The record is from RefSeq and is a predicted model, not a curated record. The transcript is spliced from 3 exons. Gene Ontology annotation, biological process: secondary metabolite biosynthetic process. Gene Ontology annotation, molecular function: FAD binding; monooxygenase activity.